Formica exsecta is the source of this 3982-nucleotide messenger RNA. RefSeq lists its product as uncharacterized. The coding region runs from base 662 to 2752 and encodes 696 amino acids. The record is from RefSeq and is a predicted model, not a curated record. Lineage: Eukaryota; Metazoa; Arthropoda; Insecta; Hymenoptera; Formicidae. Gene Ontology annotation, biological process: phosphatidylinositol phosphate biosynthetic process; intracellular signal transduction. Gene Ontology annotation, cellular component: phosphatidylinositol 3-kinase complex. Gene Ontology annotation, molecular function: 1-phosphatidylinositol-3-kinase regulator activity. The transcript is spliced from 3 exons.
CUCAUCGGCGAUUGUACUAAUCGUACGGAGUAAAAUAGUACCUUUUGUCGUUGUUUCUGUCGAAUAUAUUAAUUUAUAAUUAAAUAAUUUAAAUGCAGCUUUUUUCAAUGAAUUGGUACAAGUAAAUAUGUAUAAUUGAGCUAUAUUUGUAUCGGAUGUACAUGUAUAUAAUUCGAAAGAUAUACGUUGUUUCGCGAGUUUUUCAGAAUUCAAAGUACUUUUGUCUUCCAAGGCAAAUGCAAAUCGGAGUGAAGGUUAAGUUCUAUCGAGAAUUUGUCAUUUCAUGAGCACGAUUAAUUACAAGUGAGUGGAAGAAUAGCUGUGUGUGUACAUCCAAAUUCUCUAUUUCGAAGGAAAGAAUUUUUACUAUACCGUAUUGUCAUAUGUACGUUCUUUGUCGAAUAAGACACUUGGAGAGAGAUUACAAUCGAACGAGAUAUAUUCUGUCCACGGAUAUGAAGAUUACAAGGAUACAGCUAUCCCAGCAUUUUUUUCCAUGAUUCGUUCAUGCGAUGUAAAUGCUUAAAAUACUCACACUUAAAGACUUUUAGGAGUGCAUGAAAUUAUGGAAAAAACGAUGGGAACAACUGCAUCCAUGUUUAAGAGGGCUACUUCGAAGAAAACGAUGAAAACUAGGAGAUAGGACUGCAACACUCCAUAAAUGUGUUAUAUCGAUUGCGAUAAUCCAGUCGCGAGUAUACCAAAAUUGCCAACAACAAUGAUAUAUAUAUGUCCGAAUUGCCACCACCGUUUCGCAGCGCCGAAUUACUGCCGGGAGCGGAGCGAAGGAAUUAACCGGAAAGAAACGGAGGAACAGGAGAAACAGAACGAGAAGAAGGAAGAGGAAAAAGAAGAAGAGGCCUCCGUUCAUUCGACAACGGCGACCUGUUACGUCGCUGAUCUUCUAGUAUCGCAUAAUUACACCAACGGCGACAGCAGUUUCAUAAACGUGCCGACAAUCAUCCACGAGCCUGCCAUUUUCCAGUCAGCUCAUCGCUGCUCCAAUGUUCAAUUUGCCGAUUCCGAGACAAUGAAACUCUCUUGCGAUGCUCAAACAUCGGCGGGACAGAAUCCAUCUUUAAGAUUGUCGAUCAAUCAAUCGAAUAAUCAAGACUCCCUUAUUAUGACGAUGAAAAACAUCAGCUACGGAAUGGCAUCUUCGAUAAAACAUGUCACGACCACAUGCAAGCCCACUAACGACAGCAUCACAUUCACCACAUCACCCAAUAUACACUCCGGUGGUUGUCUAAUUCAGAGUACGGAAGCUGGAAUUCUAGUACAAGCCCCACCCAUCGAAAUACAGCGGAAACUUACCGGUGGCGGUUGUCUCAUGCAGAAGAAACAUUUGCCCAAUGAGGAUGAGCGGUUAGCAACGUUUAAAUAUAUAGAGAAUUUUGCUCAUCAAACAUUUGUCACGCCGCCAAGCGGCUGUUUAGAAUUGCCUGGGAGUAGAAGAAUGCUACCUUCAUUCAAGACGACGAGGGAAAAUAGCGAAACAAUGCGCACGGAAUCGAGACAGCGAAAAAUAUCGAUCAAAACAAACGGUUACUGCGACUGCAACGGUACAAUUCAGCAGAAUAUUUGUCAGUGUCACGAGAAAUUGACCGAUGCGUCCGACGAUCGCGGCUCGUUGCUGUUCGAGCCUGCCGGUAGUGGCAUGCAGAUCCGAGUGAACGCCAACAUGCAACUACCCGUGAACUUAAGUGACUGCCAAAUAAACAUUACGGCAACAACAGCAACGCCGUGUAACCAGAUCGUGGCUAUGAAACCACGCUCUAGGAAUAAGCAAGAGCGGAACAAAGGGAUUAAUUGGAAAGAAACAAAAGAGCAGGAAAAACAGAAGAAGAAAAAAGAAGAGGAAAAGGAGAAAAAAACUGCCGUCCAUUCGACGACGGCGACUUGUUACGUCGCUGAUCUUCUAGUAUCUUCUAGCAGCUACACCAAUGAUAACGACAGUUUCAUAAACGUACCGACAAUUAUCCAUGAACCCGCCAUCUUCCAGUCAGCCCAUUGCUUCAAUGCUCAAUUUGCUAACUGCGAGACAGUAAAACUCUCGAAUAAUUUCAACGAAAGUGCUGCCGUGCAACCCGACAACUUGUACUGCGCGACAGAGGAUCGGAUUAUCACGACUGGAAACAAUAACGGUUAUAACAACAACGAGCGAAAGGACGGAGCACCAACUAUUUCGGUGUCCCAUCCUUGGGUGAUGUCAAGUCCCUGGAGCCUAGAUACAAAGUUGUUGAACAAAGACAUAAGAUUACGCGAGAUAAAAAGACUACUGCAGACGUGCGGCUGGUACCACGAAAACAUUAGUUGGAAGCAAAGCGAGAAUCUCUUAAAAAAUACAUCCGUAGGUCGAUGGCUAAUGAGAGACAGCUCGGACAGUAGAUAUAUCUUUGCAAUAUCCGUGCAGACGGCCAGAGGACCCACUUCCGUCAGGGUGUGCUAUUUUCUUAAACAUUUUCAAUUCGACGCUGAACCAGGACUGGCAUUGGCGAUUCCGACUUUCGACUGUCCUAUUACAAUGUUGGAGCACUACGUCGAAUAUUCGGAAAGGAUGGAUCGCAGAGAAGUGUGGGUCGAUUAUAGCGGGGAACUAUACAGCCAGAUCUAUUUAACCAAGCCUCUGGUUAAAGAAGUCAAAUCGUUGUCACAUUUGGCCAGACUUGUCGUGAAUAGAAAUAAACUGCCCACUGAACAUCUGCCACUCUUGAUCAGGAACUACCUCGCAGAGUAUCCAUACACCCUUUAAAUGUGUAUAUAUCACAAUUACGCAAGGCCGAUGCACCUAUCUUUCACUUCCGAUAUCUAUAAAUAAAAAUUUAUUUUUCUACAUCUCUAGAACAGUUUAUUUUUUGAUAAACGAUCUACGAUGCCUUCGAUUGUAUCAAUCACAAAGAUUGCGCAAUAGCGAAAUGAAAUUGCAGUUCGCGCGAAUGUAAAUGAAUAUUCAAUUUGUUAUACAAUAAAAUUACUCAUGUUCUUAUUACAUAAGUAAUGUUAAUAUCUAGUCUUUCAAUUUCGUUAAUGUGUUUUAUUCCUUGAAAGAUGAAACGUUCUCUUAUGAUAAAUUAUAAAAUUACGAGUCGAUUUCUUUUGUUCUAUGAUUAUCAAGACCACGGACACUUCCUCUAUUUCAAAACUUUGUUUCACAUUUAUUCUAAUGGCAUGUAUACUGAUAAUAUAUACUGGGUACUUUUUUUUACUCACUUUUUCCUCGCAUACCAAAUGUGUGAUAAUAGAAGAGCAUCAGCGCAAGAAGAGAGGACCUUAAUCUAAUGCAAAAAAAAUAAAAGAAAGAGAUAAAUCUGAAAUAAAGAAGUUUUAGAAAAAAAAGGAAAUUAAAUAUGUGUGGACAUAGAUAGAUUUAUUCAUAGAUUUUUUAGUAAAUCAUUUUUUUCAGUUUUAAUUUCUUUAUUGCUUUAUAUGUGAGAUAAAUUUAGCAUCAAAUGUUAUAUUUAGCACUGAAUAUGUAGUGAGAAUAUGAGUAAAGCCUGGUAUUAGACUAUGCAUUGAAAAUCGAGAUCGAAGAUUGAAGAUUGAAAUUUUACCAAUCAGGACAAAGACAUUUUAUUUCCUUUUGCUCUGAUUAGAAUUAGAAAUUCCAAUCUUUAAUCUUCAAUUUUCAAUGCUUAGUCUGAAAAUGUUUAUAUCUUCCGAAUUAUAAGGAUAUCAUUUACAUACCCUAAUUAAUAUUAUAAUCUCGAUAGAAUUAAAUCCACAUAAUACCGAGAUAUUACAAUAAUAAUUUCAGCGCCAACAAAGGUCAUUAUUAAUAAGAUGCUAUAAAAUAUUUGAGAUAGGUAUCAUGUAGGAGGGGAUCAAAGGUAAGAUUGUGUAUUUAUCUGUACAAAAGUUGAUAUAUAUAUUAAGCAGUAAUUUCUAUUGUAUAUUAUCAUAUUUAUAUUUUAUAUAUAGUACAAUUAUUGCAGAUUAUUAAAGAUUAUUAAAUAAUAAAUGAGCAUCGGGAAAUUUAUCCAAA